Molecule: messenger RNA, 2010 nt
Organism: Brettanomyces nanus
Lineage: Eukaryota; Fungi; Ascomycota; Pichiomycetes; Pichiales; Pichiaceae
Exons: 1
Coding region: 1-2010 (669 amino acids)
Biological process (GO): mitotic chromosome condensation
Cellular component (GO): condensin complex
Molecular function (GO): chromatin binding
Source: RefSeq, a predicted model, not a curated record
AUGAAUAGCAGCCACAAGCGACGCCGGUUAUUGGAUGAUCCAGAACAAAAUGGUGAUGGCUUGGACACAUCUGGGGAUUUCAUACUCACGGACACCAACAUUGGAGUCCACAAAAUGAACUUUGAUGAGGCUAUUCGAAUGGCCACGGAUAACAAGAUCAACUCAAGCAACUCAUGGAAGUACGCGUUAAUCGACUAUUUCCACGAUAUGAAUUUGCUUCGAAGUAAGGAUGGAUUGUCUAUCAAUUUUCAAAAGGCCGGAGCAACGUUGGAUGGAUGCAUGAAGAUCUUUUCACAUAGAAUUGAUUCCGUUGCCUCUGACACUGGCCGACUUCUAUCUGGAUUAGCUCAGAAAAGCAAUUCUGCUGAGCUGGGUGAAGAAACUGAAGGAAAUAUUAGUGUCGAGGAUGAAGAAUCUACAAAGGAAGAUGUUGCAAAGCGUAGAAGAAGAGCCAAGAAACCACGAACUACUUUGAAAGAUGAUUUUGAAACCCUAAAAUAUAAACAGUAUGACCGAGAACUGGCCAUUGAUCCUUUGUUCAAGAGUGCUCUGUCAGAAUUUGAUGAAGGAGGAGCGAAGUCUCUAUUAAUGAACAUUCUUAAGAUUAAUAGUGAGGGAAGAAUUGUCUUUGACGAGACGAUGACCGCAUCUAAGCUUGAAGGAGCUGGAGUGAAUUCAACCGAAAAGUCUAAAGAAUCUAUAAAUAAGGAGGCUGUUGGCGAGGUAUCUUCAUGUGCCGCAAGCGUUAAUGCUUUUCUCGGGAAGAGUCAAUUCGAUACAGAUGACCUCACUGUUUGUUCGAACUUGGAUGCAUUAGAACGUGUUCUCGGAAACAUCGACUUGGCAGAUGAUUUUGUCGAUAGUAUAAUUCCAACCGGAAAGAAGGAUGCAGAUGAUGAAACAAUGCUCAACAACGACGUUCCCGCGUACGAACCAGUGGGUAACAAUACAUCUAGAGCCGGCUUAUCACCUGAGGAUUACGUCACCGAUAACGGCAUUAGCGAGGCAGACGCUGAUAUAGAUGAUGGAGAAGAAGGAUUUAUUGGGAACGUCAACGAAGAGGUAUUUGGAUUGCUUAAAAAACUCGACAAACAGACUAAUAAAACAUGGACUGGACGAACCAAUCCUUCUUGGAAGAUAGACCUAUUCAGGAAAACAAUGGGCCAGAAAUUGAAUGACGAGAUUAUCAAACAAGAGAAAUCCAAAGAUUGCAAAGUAAUUGAAUCGGAAGAGAUCAAACUUAAACCAUCCAAGAACUCGUAUCCUAUAAAUUUCUUGAAUACUGAGGAAGGGGAACUCAGUGAGAAGAAGAUUUUCCGGAAGGGUAGAAGGACAACGCUACCAGAGUCCAGCUUUAAUGACUAUUCAUCGGUAACCUUGCCUGAUGAUCUUCAAUGGAGCUCAAAGAAGCUGAUUCAGUCUUUUUUGAAGCCGGAUACUCAUAUUAGCAUUUUCAGAAGAGUGAAAUGGAGAUCAAACGAUCAUAGUUUACUUGCGGAACAGGAACUAUGGGCAGAUGUAUAUAGUAAGCCGAACAGCGAAAAAGAUAAUGAUAAUGAUGGUGGUCAGCACUUCUUUGCUGAUGUUCCUCAAGAUGAAAAUUUGGAUGAACAUGAAGUUGAUGAGGAUGAAGGCAUUUUGGGUGAUAUUGAUUUCAACAUGCAGCUAUCCUCAUCUCAGAACCCAUGCAAAUACAGCUCAAGGCCAUUAAAUUAUGCCAGGGUAUCCAAAAAAGUCGAUGUUCGACGUCUUAAAGAUAACAUGUGGCAGUCAGCGGCUUCAAAUGAAAAAGACGAUCAAAUAGACGUAAAAUUGAGUGAUGUGAUGAAGGAUACACUGGAGAGAUAUGACGGAAAGCAGAAAAAGGAUAUGUCGACAUCAUUUUUCUUUAUUUGCAUGCUACAUCUGGCCAAUGAGCAUGAACUUGAGAUCUCAAGUAACACUAACCAUACCGAUUUGAAGAUCACUGGUGCUAUUGAUAAUAAAUCUUUACUACAAAACACUACAUAA